UACGUGCUCGUUCCUUCUUCCGCUCUUUCUUUUCUCUUUAUUUUCAGCUUUUUCUUAAUAUUUUUAACCUUGUUGUAACCAUUUUUCAAACAAUAAAAGUGUAUUUGUGUUUCUUUUUUCACCUUCUUCAAGCCCACACACGGGCAUUAAUAAAUUAUAUUUUGCACCUUUAUUUAGAAAUUAUUUAUUUUUUAAAACAAUUUUUCCUUGAUUUUUUUGUCCUUUCCAACCCAGAUAUCUCUAAAAAAAUUUUUAAAUUCAGAUUUUUAUUUUUUUUUUGUUAGUAAAUUAAUUAUUAUUAGUAUUUUUUAUUUAUUUUAAUUUUAUUAAUUAAUUUAAUGCAUCAAAAUGGUUAUUGAACUUAAGGGUAGUAGAAAUUCACAAAUUAAUGGAGGAUUACCAACAACAACAACAAUUAAAAAUAGUGCAACUUCAAAUAGUUUAUUUUCUUCAGAGUCUCAAUUUUCUUCUGAUAAUGUAUUAGAUGAUGAAUCGACAAGUUUGGAUACACCAGAUGACCCAGAAAUUAAAUCUGUACUUAAUAAAAUGGAAGAAUUGAAUAGAACAAACGAAGCAGAUAUUCGUAGUGUAACAUCCAAAAUUUCUUCAAGUUCUCAAGCUGGACGUUCUUCCUCUCCUUUACCCAAUGGAAAUAAUCGCUAUGAAGAAUUGUUACCUCCGCGAAGUAAUUCUCUUCAACCAACAGUUGAAGAUGAUGAGGAUUUUGACCUUUGGACGAUUUGGGGAAAUCUUGUAAAAAGUUGGGAAUUAGAAUGGAAGAGGCGUCCAAGUUGUGUUAAAGAAUUAGCUCGUCGUGGAAUACCUCAGCAUUUUAGAACUAUAGCUUGGCAAUUAUUGUCUGGUGCAAAUGUUAAAUUAUUACAUGAAAAUUAUUCAGAAUAUUUACGUUUAUCUUCACCAUAUGAAAAAGCAAUUUCAAGAGAUAUACCUAGAACAUUCCCAAAAUUGGAUUUUUUUAAAGAUGAGGGAAAAGGACAACAAUCUUUAUUUAAUGUUAUGAAGGCUUAUUCAUUGCAUGAUAGAGAGGUUGGUUAUUGUCAAGGUUCUUCCUUUAUUGUUGGACAACUGUUAUUACAAAUGCCGGAAGAAGAAGCUUUUGCUGUUUUUGUUCGAUUAAUGGAAAAUUAUAGACUUCGAGAAUUGUAUAAACCAACAAUGACAGAAUUAGGUUUGUGUAUGUUUCAGUUGGAAAUGAUGGUUCAAGAACAAAUUCCGGAUCUUUACAUGCAUUUUAAUAAUAUGGGAUUUGAUACUUCAAUGUAUGCUUCUUCCUGGUUUUUGACUGUUUUUAUUACAACACUUCCAUUAGACUUGGCAAAUCGAAUAAUGGAUUGGUUUUUGGUUGAUGGAAUAGAUACAAUAUUUAGAAUUGCUCUUUCAAUUUUACAACAAUCUAGAAUUGAUUUGUUACAAUUGGAUAUGGAGGGAAUGCUAAAAUAUUUUCAAAGAGAAGUUCGUUCCCGUUAUGAAAAUGAUCAUGAAUUACUUUUUACUAUAGCUUCAAGAAUUCAUCUAAAUGCGAAAAAAAUGAAAAAAUUGGAAAAGGAAUAUUUGUCUAAACGAACAAAAGAUCAAGAGGAAGCAAUUGAACUUAGGCGUCUACGAACAGAAAACAGAUUACUUCGUCAACGAAUAGAUUAUUUGGAAAGUGAAAGUUCAGCUUUAGCAGAUCGUUUAGUACGUGGACAAGUUGAUUUGGCACAACAAGCAGACACUUGUUUAAAUAUUUCUCAUGAAUUAAAUAUUUUGAGGGAUAUAAAUUAUGAUGCUCAUAGACGGUUGGAAGAUGCACAUCAAUCGAUACGAGAAUUGCAUAUGCAAAAACGACUUAACUUGAGAGAUCAAGAAGUUCAAGUAGAUGAUAUUUCAAUGAUUGAACAUAUACAUCAAUUACAACAAGAAUUAAUUGAGACCCAUUCUAAAAAGGCAGAUUUAGAAAGCACAGUCCGAGAGCAAAAACAACGAAUAAAUGAAUUAGAAUCAGCAAAUAAACGUUUUAAAGAAUGCCCACCAGAAGGAGGAGAAUUAAUCCGUGUAAAAAUGAGAGAAGCAGAAUCAUCACUUUCUUUGAAAGAAAUGCGUCAAAAACUUGCAGAAUUUGAACAACAAUGGCAGGCAUAUAUGAAUUUACGUGGUAUUCAACAUUUUAAUCAAACAAGAGAAUCAGCACAUUCUCCACCUCUUUCAUCCCAUUCCGUGGAUGAAGAAUUAGAGGUUAUCCCUCCACCACCGCAAGAGCCUUGCCAUUCAACAAAUACUCCUCCAACAGAACAACAGCAACAACAACAAAAUAAUCAACAAAGAAAAAAUACAAAAACAAGAUUAGCAAAAAUAGCAACAAUAAUUGGGGCUGCUGUUGUUGGAGGAGGAAAUAAUUUAAAUGAAGUAAAUAAUGGGGAAACUUUGGAAGGUUGGAAUCAACGAGAAUUGGAAGAUAAUUUUAUUGGUUUACGUAUAAAAGAAGCUGAUACUUUGGCUGAAUUGAAAGAAAUGAGACAAAAGUUGAUGGAAAUGGAGACACAAAAUCAUGUUUGCACUAAUCAACUGAAACGACAAGACGAUGAAAUUAAGCGAUUACGUGAAGAAAAGGAGAAUUGUGUUCAGACAGAAGCAGAAUUACGUCAAGAAUUACGUGACUGUGAACGUAAAUUGCUUGAAUUACAAAGCGAAUUGAAAGAAAAAAAUAUUAUGCAAAGAUUAAAAUAUACAGAAGCUUUACAAACAGUUGCUGAACUUAGAUCACAAUUGGCACAAAUUGAAUCAAAGAAGGCAGAAAAUGAAGCUAGAUUACAAAUUCGAGGAAGUUCUGUUUUUGAUCAGGAUCCACUUUCCUCAACUCGUUCAAUAACAAGUCUUGAUGGAAUUCAAUCACUUUCUUCUGAAGAAAUGGCAGCAUUUAUAGCUGGAAUAAAAUCAAAUAAAAAGAAUGAUGAAGAUUUUGAAGAAAAUGAAGAAGAAGAAGGAAAUAAAAGUGAAGAUUUCAAGGAAAAGAGGGAUAAAAAAGAAGAAAAUAAUAAAGAAUCAGAACAACAACAAUUAAAUUCAACAUCAGAUUCUGGAUUAAGUUUAAGCGACGGUGGUAGUUUUACUCCAAGUAAUAAUAUUAAUGACUUACAACAACAAAAAGAUCAAUUAUUAAUAAUAUCCCAACCACCUUCUCCUCCAACUUGUUGA
Messenger RNA from Meloidogyne enterolobii, 3195 nucleotides. The record is from the annotation of a GenBank genome assembly. NCBI's taxonomy places the organism in Eukaryota, Metazoa, Nematoda, Chromadorea, Rhabditida, Meloidogynidae.